GAACGCCUUCCUUGUUUCAUCAGUCUUUCCGUGAUCAGUGAAAUAAAAAGUAAUUUUAAAACACUCAAAUACACACUUUUGUCAGGAAAUGGACAGUAAAGGAAGUCAAGAAGAGUUAGAAGAAAAGUCUUCGAAGCACGAUCGUCAUCCCAGUGGAUCGAGUUUAGACAAUGUAACGUUAGCUAUCCCCGCAGUGGUGGCGCGGCCAACGGUAGUGAGCACCACUGCCGCUACGGUAAACGACAACGCCUCGAACGAAAUUACACAACAAGCUGACCAAGAUGAGGUAAAGUCUUCUGGUGGAGGCAAGCCAGCACAGAAUGAAGAUGUUCCCCUCAUACUUGGAGAGAGGAUUGAAGGAAUUGCUAAGGAUGUGACAUACCUGUGUCCAUUUACUGGACCAGUCAGAGGAACUCUUUGUAUCACAAACUACAAGCUGUAUUUCAAAGGAGUUGAAAGGGAACCUCCCUUUAUACUGGAUGUACCACUGGGGUCUAUUUAUCGAGUGGAGAAGGUUGGGGGAUCAACCAGCAGAGGAGAGAACUCAUAUGGUCUAGAGAUCUUCUGUAAGGACAUGCGGAACUUGAGAUUCGCCCACAAGCAAGAGAAUCACUCCAGACGACUUGUUUACGAUAAAGUCCAGAUUUAUGCCUUCCCCACCUCUAAUAAGUUGCCAGUUUUUGCCUUUGAAUACAAGAAUUUCUACAGUGAGGAUGGAUGGGCCGUGUAUGAUCCACUGGGAGAGAUGAAACGACAGGGUCUACCUACAGAGAGUUGGCGUAUCAGUAGAAUCAAUGAAGGAUAUCAAUUCUGUGAUACUUAUCCAGCAGUUUUUGCAGUGACUGCUGCUGCUGAUGAUGAGCUUCUGAGACAGGUCGCCAAGUUCAGAAGUAAAAACAGAAUACCGAUUUUAUCGUGGAUCCACCCUCAGAGCCACGCAACGAUUACUCGUUGCAGUCAGCCUCUCGUAGGUGUUAACGGUAAACGAAGCAAAGAAGAUGAGAAGUAUAUCCAGAUGAUACUAGAUGCUAAUGCACAGUCACAUAAACUGGUCAUCAUGGAUGCCAGGCCCAGUGUCAACGCCAUUGCUAAUAAGGCUAAAGGUGGUGGAUAUGAGAAUGAGGACACAUAUCAAAAUGCUGAAGUCAUCUUCUUAGACAUUCACAACAUCCAUGUCAUGAGAGAAAGUUUGCGGAAACUGAAAGACAUCUGUUAUCCAAGUAUAGAUGAUCACCACUGGCUGUCCAACCUGGAAGCCACUCACUGGCUGGAACACGUUAAGAUGGUGUUAGCCGGUGCUGUACGCAUCGCUGAUCGAAUCGAGAGUCAGAAAACCUCUGUAGUAGUUCAUUGCAGCGAUGGAUGGGAUCGAACUUCCCAGCUUACGGCACUAGCCAUGCUCAUGCUGGAACCUUACUAUAGAACCAUCACAGGCUUCCAGGUCUUAGUAGAAAAGGAAUGGAUUGAAGUGGGACAUAAGUUUGCUCAGCGUCAUGGACAUGGAGAUAAGAACCACGCUGAUGCAGACAGAUCACCAAUCUUCCAACAGUUUAUGGAUUGUGUCUGGCAGAUUACUGUUCAGUUUCCCAAUGCGUUUGAGUUCAAUGAGCAUUUCCUGAUUACCAUCUUGGACCAUCUCUACAGCUGCUUGUUUGGGACCUUCCUCUAUAAUUGCAUGAAGGAUCGAGUUAAGGAGCAAGUGAAGACCAAGACGAUUUCCUUAUGGUCCUACAUCAAUAGCAAUAAAGAGGAGUUUACCAACCCCAUGUACGCAGCGUACCAUCAUCAACAUGUGUUGUUUCCAGUAGCUAGUAUGAGACGUAUUGAGCUAUGGACAGGGUACUACAUCCGCUGGAACCCAAGGAUGCGACCUCAGGAGCCAAUAAACCAGAGAAAUCGAGAUCUGAUUGAGCUUCGCUCGUUCCUUCAGAAGCAAGUAGAAGAGCUACAGAAGGAGAUUGAAGCUAGAGAUCUAGGACUUCAAUCAGCUCAAGUUGGUACCUCGUCACCACCAAGAGUAGCUAGUCCUAUCAAUGCUUGAAAUCUCAUCAUGUGUUAUUGAAGCUGUGUUCCCAUUGGAUUUUUUCUUCCGCUGCCACACGGAAAGUUACCAUGAAUGGCUUUGAUGUAAUUCUACCGUCUUAUAUUCUGCGACGCUUGAAAAGCGUUUUACAGCGUGGUAGCAGUAGAUUUACAGCGCAGAGCUGUUCCAAUCGAACUUUUUAGCGGCCCUGUUAAGUUAUCAAGGUUACAGGGAAGUCUUCCACGACCUCUUUCAGCCUGUUACGCCGUUCACAGUCGCGCUAAGUUGACAGGGAGGUCAGUUUAUCAUGCAUCCCUAUUAGAUCUAUUUUUGUAAUUCUACAGAAAAGUUGCGGUACUUUAACAAAACAAAGUCCAAUAUGGGAACCCAGUUUCAAGUCUAGCAGAGUCUCAAUUGGACUGGUAUAGUUGGGCUUCUUAAAGUCACUGGACACUAUUGGUUAUUACUCAAAAUAAUUGUUAGCUUAAAAACUUACUUGGUAGCAAGUAAU
Molecule: messenger RNA, 2534 nt
Organism: Asterias rubens (European starfish)
Lineage: Eukaryota; Metazoa; Echinodermata; Asteroidea; Forcipulatida; Asteriidae
Product: myotubularin-related protein 2-like
Exons: 16
Coding region: 89-2041 (650 amino acids)
Biological process (GO): dephosphorylation
Molecular function (GO): phosphatidylinositol-3,5-bisphosphate 3-phosphatase activity
Source: RefSeq, a predicted model, not a curated record